Messenger RNA from Nothobranchius furzeri (turquoise killifish), 1178 nucleotides. It is a transcript of the gene abraxas1, whose product is annotated as abraxas 1, BRCA1 A complex subunit. Gene Ontology annotation, molecular function: polyubiquitin modification-dependent protein binding; microtubule binding. NCBI's taxonomy places the organism in Eukaryota, Metazoa, Chordata, Actinopteri, Cyprinodontiformes, Nothobranchiidae. Gene Ontology annotation, biological process: mitotic spindle assembly; protein K63-linked deubiquitination; attachment of spindle microtubules to kinetochore. Gene Ontology annotation, cellular component: nucleus. The record is from RefSeq and is a predicted model, not a curated record.
UUUUCACAGUAGUGUUUUUGGACUUCGAGGCUUCCGUUGUUGAUCAUGGCGGAGCCGACUGUGCGAGUUCCGGGGAUCGUGUUAGCAUCUCUCAUGUUCCAUCAUGUAAACAAUGACUCGGACGUGGAGGGGCUGCUGCUGGGAGAGAGCAGGUUAGAUGAGCAGGUGACCAUCAGCGACUCCCAGCCGGAUCACAUUAACAUCGAGGAGAUCUACAAUGUCCAGCAGCACAUCGCCUGCCACAGGCUAAACACUUUGUACAGCAGCUCUGGGGAGGUGAACAUGGAUGUGCUGCAGAAGAUGCUGUCAGAACACAACCAGUACAGAGUGAUUGGCUGGUACCGGCAGCGCAGGAACACAGAGCAGCACAUGACAUUCAGAGAGAAGCUCGUCCACGAAAAGCUAAAGAGCGCUGUGUCCAACCCUCACAUGAUCUUCAUGCUGCUGACCUCCAGCAGAGCAAUGCCAGCAGGCUCCACUCACAAGAUGGAGUACUCUGCCUUCAUCUCCCGCAGCAGAUGCUUCAUGAACAUCCCUGUGCUGGUCACUAACCUGGGUCUGCUGGAGCAGCAGGGCUACUGGAAGGUGUCGGCUCCAUGCUCUGCAGAGGGUUACAACCUAACCAUGAGGAAACACGGGUCCAAGUUCUUUUGUCCUAACGGACUUCUGCGGGAGGUGAACGAAGUGAAUAAGAUGAACGAGUCUCUGCAGGUUCAGCUGCAGAAAACCUGCAGUGAAGUGGAGGAGAGCGAGCGAGUGGUGGAAGGUCUUCAGGCAGAAGUUUCAGCUCUCAGAAAGAGACUUGAAGACAGGCGGCACACUGCAGCAGGAAAAGCUGCUGAAUCCCAGGCUCCACCUGAACCAAAGAAAAACAAGAAGCUGCUGGAGGCAGUUAAAGUGCUGCUCGGCUCUGCCCCCAUGUUCCUCACUCAGACCUUAAACCUGCAGGCCUUCCCUGUACCUGAUGAAAGCAUCUUUAUGGAAGCACAGAUGGACUUGGAGACCACCAAGGAACAGCGCCCCCUGCUGCAGGACAGUUUAACAAACUGCCAAAAGCGGCAGCAGGAGACAUUGGUGGGGAGGGAGAGGAAACGCAGGAGGAGCAAGUGCUGAUUCAACACUUCCCGUUUCUUCAGUAUAUAAUACAUAUUUGAUCACAAAAUAAAUGUAAAUAUUAA